AAUUUAAGCCAGUCACCUUCGGAACCUAGAGAAAGAAAAGUCAAAGAAACUCUCUCAUCUCAUCUCUGUCUCUCCCUCCCUCCCUCUCUCUCUCUCGAUGAGAAAAUGAAUUCAAUUUUGAAGUCAGUGAACGGUUUCAUUUCAUCGGAAUCCGCAAGAGAGUAUGCGAAGAAGGAAUUCAAUGCGAUUCUAUGGAUCGCCUUGAUUACCAUUACCGCUCUUUUGCUUGAUAAGGUCUUUACGCUGUUUAGAUUAUGGUCCAAAGCUAGUAAGAUCCCUGGACCGCCUUGUAAUUCCUUUUUUGGCCAUGGAAACCUCGGUUCUCGUGAGAAUUUCAUCGAUCUUUUAUCGGAGUCGCAUGAUAAAUAUGGAUCAGUUUUCAAGUUGUGGUUGGGGCCAACUCAGCUUUUGGUAUCUAUGAAGGACCCAACCCUUAUCAAAGAUAUGCUUUCGAAGGCUGGAGAUAAAUUGCCUUGCAUUGGGAAGGCAUUUCGUUUGGCCUUUGGACGAUCAAGUCUCUUCUUUUGCUCAUAUGACCAGGCACAAAAGGGAAGAGAAUCACUAGCGUUGGAAUUGGAUGAUAAAAUGCUUGGGAGAGCGAAUGUAAUCCCUAAAAAUGUUGUGGACUGUAUCAUGGAAGGAGUCGAUGCUAGUAUGAGCACGGGAAGUGUUGAUUGUAAAUUAAUUUCACAGCAUAUGGCUUUUACCAUUUUGGGGACCACGCUUUUUGGAGAUACAUUCCUGGCUUGGUCCAAGGCAACUUUUUAUGAGGAGCUUCUGAUGAUGAUUGCUAAAGAUGCUUCCUUUUGGGCUUCAUAUAGAUUUACACCUUUCUGGAAACGGGGAUUUUGGAGGUACCAGUCAUUGUGCACGGAAUUGAAAUGCUUAACUCUAGACAUUGUUCAACAGUGUGGAAAAAAUUACAAACUAUUUUGCCAUAUGGAUCAAAACUCUCACAUUGGAACUGCAAAAGUAGGAAUAAAGGCUGCAUCUGGUGCACCACCUUCUUCCGGUGUUGAGAUGCAAGAUAAUUUUUUCUAUCAGGAGCUUGGUGGUGAUCUUAUUGCAAGAGAAGAACCAUGUGGAAAUAUUAUGGGUUUGAUGUUUCAUGGAUGCAUAGCCACUACAAGUUUAAUUGGUAGUAUCCUGGAGAGGCUUGUUGCAGAUGCAGAGAUACAGGAUAAGAUAUAUUCUGAGAUAAUGAAGGUAAAGAAGGGUUCAGUGAGAGAAGAUCAAGAUGUUGAGGAAAUGCUUUUGUUAUUGGCAACUAUUUAUGAAUCAGCCCGUCUUCUGCCAGCAGGACCUUUGCUGCAGAGAUGCUCUUUGAAAGAUGAUUUGAUUCUUAAAAAUGGUAUGUUAAUACCAGCUGGAGCACUACUUGUUGUGCCUGCACAAUUGCUGCAGAUGGAUGGUUCUAGUUGGGGCAGUGAUGCUAGCAAAUUUAAUCCAUAUCGAUUUUUAUCAAAAGCUGGAAAGGGCUCUGAUUUGGUGCAGGAUACAUCAUUUACAGAAGAAGCUGCAGAUCCAAUUCCGUGUUCAUUCGUUUUGAAUGAUCCAAAUGAUGAUGCAGCAUUUCUUCCCUUCGGUUCUGGCAUGCGGACUUGUGUGGGUCAGAAAUUUGUAAUCCGUGGAGUUGCCACUUUGUUUGCUUCAUUGCUUGAACGCUAUGAGGUAAGGCCCCGUCCUCAAUUGGGAAAUGACCCAAAAUCAACAACUAAUCCGGAGAUAGUCUUUGUGAAAAGAAGCCGCUGAAAGAAGAAAUGUGAAGGUUAUGGUGCGAAUACUUGUUCUUGUUGUUACUUCUUGAGUCGUCGACGUAUUCCCUUACCUUUGAUGGGAAGGCAUCUGGUUUUGUUCUUUCCUUAGUGUCAUCAGAACUGAUGGGGAGUCCUAUCCUGUUUUUGCUCAUUAGCUACCAAGCGGGAGGAUGUUACACGGGUAUGUUUUGUGGGCUCCUGUUUUUUCCUCUCCGUGUUUUAAAUAGCUCAAGUGCUGUCCAAGUGGCAUGAUAUUUUUCUUCAUGUCUUUGAAGCACUCUGAGCCUAUAUUUGCUACUGAGCCAUGUGGUUUUCAUCUCCAUCUUUUAACAAUUUCCAAACUUUUUUUUUUUUUGUUUUUUCUCUCUCAAAGAGAGAGUUUAUGUUGUAUCUUGAUACCCUCAGAACACUGUGCAAGGCUGUUAGCAUGUUGGUUGGUUGAAUAAAUGUUUUGCAUGCUAAUGUUUUA
Molecule: messenger RNA, 2226 nt
Organism: Populus trichocarpa (black cottonwood)
Lineage: Eukaryota; Viridiplantae; Streptophyta; Magnoliopsida; Malpighiales; Salicaceae
Product: cytochrome P450 714C3
Exons: 7
Coding region: 106-1752 (548 amino acids)
Molecular function (GO): iron ion binding; heme binding; monooxygenase activity
Source: RefSeq, a predicted model, not a curated record